CGCAGGAGAUUGACAGCUCAUCUGUGCCCCUCUUCUGCUUGGUUUCCGGUGAGAUUGGUAUAUGACAUCAUAUGGUAGAUUUGAACUUGAAUUUUGGAAUCAGACCUGGGUUUGUAUCCCACAUGGAUCAUUUACCAGUGCCAAUGAAAACACAAUCCUCCUAUCAAGAAGCGGAGUCCACUUCCCCAUGCCUUGAGUCUGGGGUGCCUGUGACUUGCUUAGACCAACAGAAGGUGGCAGAAGUGACAUUGCAUGAUUUCCAAGCCCAGGCCCUGAGCAGCCUUGCCUUCUUGGCAUGCUGCUCCAGAACUGCAUGGAAAGAAACCCAGCCUCCCUGAGAGACCUCUAGCAAGAGAAGUCCAGACCUCCCCUCUGAGCCCGGCGGCCAGCUCGCCCUCUGCUGAAUGCCUCCAUGUGAGUGAGCCAGCAGGACCAGCAGAAGGACUGCCCGGCCAACCCACAGAAAGGUCAGGAAGGAGAAUGAUGGUUUUAAGCUCCUCUUUGGGGUUGGUUUGUUAUUCAGCAGUGUGGAACUGAAACAGUGAAGUAAGAGAGUAAGAGAAAGAGUAAGAGAAAGAGUAAGAGAAAGUAAGUAAGAGUAAGAGACUGAAGCCGUGGGUGGUAGGGAGGGCAGCAAGGGGUUCGGACUGCAGCCAGCUGAUUUUCAGAGGUUUGUGAGCAAGUACUUGGUUAGGGUCUGCUAAAGGAGCAGGCACACACUUCUCCCUCAAUUAGCUGUUUUCAGUGCCUUUAUCAACUUGUGUGAACUAACCUACAGCAGACCUGAACUUAAGUGACCCCUGACUGGCCAGUAAGAAACUGCAUGAAUUGAGGCAGAGGAGUGGGCUGCCUCCCACCUUCCCUAACUCUCCCCUCCUUCAGAGGGCUUUGCUUCCUGAGGACCUAUCUGAGGAGGUCCUGGCCUGUGACCAUCCUUAGAGACAUAGCACAGGCAGUAAGAAGACAGAGCCUGAAGGCAUGCAUUCUUUCACAGUUUGUGUUGUUUUUUGUUUUGGGGUUUUUUUUUUUUUGUGUGGUACGCGGGCCUCUCACUGUUGUGGCCCCUCCCGUUGUGGAGCACAGGCUCUGGACACACAGGCCCAGCGGCCAUGGCCCACGGGCAGAGCUGCUCCGCGGCAUGUGGGAUCCUCCUGGACCGUGGCAUGAACCUGUGUCCGCUGCAUCAGCAGGCAGACUCUCAACCACUGCACCACCAGGGAAGCCCUGUGUUGGUUUUUCUUCUCAGUCUGGGAGGUGCUGCCAUGUGGGAAAACUUCCCCACCCGUAGCAGCAUGCAUCUGCCUGCCUGCCUGCUCUCUGUUGCCAGGGCGUGGUCUGUUGGACCUGUCAGGAUGUUGGGCAUCCUAGGCUGGGUUGCAAGACAGGGCAGGCAGAAGGCUGGAGACAGAGAAAGGGGGCUGGGGGAGCAGGGGAGCAGAAAGAAGCAGCUGGUCUUCAGUGUGAAGUGGGGAGCAAAUUCACCCCAGGAUACCAGGGACACGUAGGCAGUGGGCGGGCAGCUGCUCUGUGAACAGGGAGAGGGUGAUUGAGGCUUGGCCAGAUGGACAUGAAAGGAAAGCAGUAACAGACCCCAGGUAACACACCGCAUUUUCUGUAAUGCUCUAAGCAGGCAGGAGUGCCCUGGGGCUUGGAUAGUUUAAAAGCACCACAUUCCUGGCUUCAGCAAAGCUUAAAGCAUGGCCUAGGUCAGGGAGCCAUUUUAAGUUCUGGCUUCUCUGGGAUUUUUAAGUGACCCGUGACCCGUGAUUGUCUAGUAAGAAGCUGCAUGAACUGAGGCAGAGGAGUGCAUUGCUCACUGACAGAGCCGAGCCUCCCACCUUACCUACCUCCCCCCUCCUCCUUCCAGGGGGUUUUGCAACUAAGGACCUAUCUGAGGAGGUCCUGGCCUAUGACCACCAUUGACAGCAGAGACAUAGCACAGGCAGUAAGGAGAGGGAGGCUGAAGACACAUGUUCUUUCACAGUUUGUGUUGAUUUUUCUUGGUUGAUCGCUGGUAGAGAAAGCAUAAGUGACUGUAUUAUAUGAUCUCAUAUAAUACAGGGAGGCAGUGUAGGUGUGGCCGGGAAUGUGCUUUCUGGAAUCAGAAUGGCAGGAUUUGAACCCAGGACCCGCCACUUACUAGCUCUGUGUCUUUGGAUAAAUUAACUAACUCCUCUGGGCCUCAAUUUCCUCACUUGCAAAAUGGAGCUAAGAAUAAUGCUGUCAAAUGCUGCUCCCCAGAGCACCACCAAAGAGCUUGUGGACAAAGCAAAGCUGAGUUUAUAGCUCACUGAGAUAAGGGAGAUCCCUACCUCAGCAGAGUUUUAGAAGCGUCUAGUAAAGACAGGGCAGUGGUGGGGUAUUUAUAGGUUUUCGGCUUGUUUAGGAUUGUGCAAGGGCUUGACAGACACAGCAAGGUGAGGGUUUCCAAAUGAGUCUUUGAGAAUUGAUGAGACCAGUGGAGUACUUUCAUGACAAUAACAAAAGUUGUAUGUAACUUCAUCUUCCUGGGCAAGAGUUUCCAAAAACCUAUUACUGAAGGCUGUGGGUAAAAGUCAUGCUAAUGUAGACAGUGAUCUGUGUAGGCACAGAUGGUUUAGGUUCAAGUUCUCCCAUUUACCUCCAGCACUGCUGUGAGGAUUAAAUGAGACAAUGGAUGAAGUGCUCUAAGUAUAGUCAUAGCACUUGAUAAAUGUUCAGUGAUUAUUGCUAUUAGUGCAUUAUUUUCCAGUCCAACCCCCAUUUCUCUUGCCAGUUUGCUAGUGCAUAAAAUUCCAUCUCCAGAAUUGUUUUCUCAUAACCUAAGGCUUUAUCCCUUUUUAAAAUGUAAACACAGGCAGAAAGGGUACCUCACUAAACCUAAUCAGGCAUUUACACCUCAGCAUGGAGGAGUUUAUAAAAUCCUAAACAGGAAGCCUGGAAGCUUAGAAUAUAAGCUUUACUAAUCCCUUAGGAGAAAUGGCCCCAUACAUCCCUAAGCUGUUCUUGAGGAGCCUUGCACGUGCCCAAUUACAUGCAAGACUAAGGACAGUAACACUAGGUCCAGAACAUCUGAAUUUCCCCCUUUCAAUCUGGUGUCAGGCUGCUCCCAUCUAGUAAGAUGCUCUUACCUCCUUGGCAUUUGUGCUUGCCCAGGGUUCUCCAGAACCAGUAGGGGAUUUUCUCCCUCCCUCCCUCCCUCCCUCCCUUCCUUCCUUCCUUCCUCCCUCUCUCACUUUUUGUCUCUUUCUUUUCUUUCAUCCUAUCUAUCUAUCUAAAUGGGAUUUAUUAUGAGGAAUCAGCUCACAAGAUUAUGGAGGCUGAGAAAGACCCAUGAUCUGCCGUCUGCAAGCUGGAGACCCAGCAAAGCCAGUGGUGUAAUUCAUUUGGGGUCUGAAGGCCUGAGACCCAGAGGAGCUGAUGAUAUAAAUCCCAGUCUGGGGGCUUGACAUGAUGAGAUGAGAUGUCCGAACUCUAGCAGUGAGCCUUGACCAGCUUUGAGGACAGCUCUGGAGCGCUCCUGUGGGGUCGUGAUGGUCACAUCCCCGCCGCUACAUCGUAAGACUUCCGUUCCUAGUCACUGCCAGCUAUUACAUUUUGGGCCACCUUUGGAGACUUUGGAUACCUCUGAACACAGUUCACCAGAACAGUAUCAAGGAGUGCAACGUGCAAAGAAGUAGAAAGAAAAAGGAAAGACCCCUUCUUAUCGUCAGACCAGACUUUCAUGUGCUUUUGUGGAAUAAGUAUUUUGUACCAGGACUGGACAACAAAGUGGGUUCCUGAUGAGAGAAGAUGAAAGGAAUGACCGCGUUGGCCAGGAUGGGGAUAUCAAAGGCUUUCUCUUCCCUCUGGCCAGCUGCUCAGCUCCUUGGAGCAAAACAACCCGUCUGUCUGGGAUUUGUGUUAGACCUGAUCCUGCUGUGGCUUUUCCUCAGACUGUAAAGUCAUCAUACGAGUUAUCUAUUUCUGUGUAACAAGCUAACCUACAGCUCAGUGGCUUAAAAUUAGGGUCCUGGAAGCAAUCACCCAAGGAUCCCAAGGGACAGCUGUACACAGGAUCAGCUCUGGCACCACUCACAGGGACAACGAGAGAAGAACUCUGGAAGGGAGACUGAUCAGAGACUAGCAACUUCCGAAAACUUCUGGCAAGAACACAGAAAAUUGCAGAGGCCUGUGGAGUGGAGGAAACCCACCCAGACAAGAAAGGGCAGGGAAGUAACAAGCAGAAGCAUGUGGAUCUGCCCCUUGAAGGAGAAAUGGGCGGAGUCAAGACGGUGGACUAGGAAGACGCAUAAUUCGUGUCUCCACACAACUAGGGCACCUACAAGGCACUGGUGGGGGACCAUGGACGACUAAGGGAACGGGAGGAACCUCCAGUGACCGGAUGAACUGGGCUGUGAGCUGUACUUUCUUUGACCUGUGAGAUUUUUGGAGGCUCCUUGAAUCUUGUUCAAACAUGAACCUGGCAAACUCCAUGUCCUAAUUCAAAGCGUCCUGACUGAACUCAGUGGAACUCCAGCUAAGGAAUUAAGUUGGCUCAGGACAAUUAAAACUGCUCCAGUGCAAGUAUUUCUGCUUCCAAGACAGCAGCCGCAUCAAAUUUCAUGACAUGGCCUCAGAAGUCACGCAGCAUCUCUUCUGCCACAUUCCAUGGCUUACAAAAGGAGCUUCUUUUGACGUGGUUUCUGAAAGUAUGAAUGGAAGAGCAGGGCCCAAUCCCAGAUUCUUCUCUGGAGGAAGUGGUACUUUGCAGCAAAGAAGAAAAAGGAGACAACUGGCUGGUCCAGUGGCACAAGGAACUAUCCCCAAAGAAUCACUCUGAGAAGACCUAGUAAUUUCCUAAAGACUGAGUUCAGAGAAUGGACCCCUGAAAUACAAAGCAGCAUACCUGGAGGGGGAGUCAUGAUCACCUGAGCUGGUCAGAACACCGUUAUGGCCACCCAGGUAAUGGGGCAGUCUUCCGGAGGAGGAGGUCUGUUCACCGGCAGUGGCACCAUGGGCAUGGCCUUGCCUAACGACAUGUAUGACUUGCCUGAUCUCUCCAGAGCUGAACUGGCUGCGCCUCAGCUCAUCAUGUUGGCAAAUGUGGCCUUAACUGGGGAAGUAAACGGCGGCUGCUGUGAUUACCUGGUUGGCGAAGAAAGACAGAUGGCAGAAUUGAUGCCUGUUGGGGAUAACAACUUUUCAGAUAGUGACGGAGAAGGACUUGAGGAGUCUCCUGAGGUAAAAGGCGAGCCCAGUGGGCUGGAAAACAUGGAACUGGAGAGUUUGGAACUCAGUGUUGUGCAACCGCGGCCUGUGUUUGAGGUGUCAGCUGCCUCAGAACCGUACAGCGCAAAUAAAGAUCUUCCUCGGGAAACACCUGUAGCAGAGGACAAAUGCAAGAACUUGAAGACCAAGCCCUUUCGCUGUAAACCAUGCCAGUAUGAAGCAGAAUCUGAAGAACAGUUUGUGCAUCACAUCCGAGUUCAUAGUGCCAAGAAAUUUUUUGUGGAGGAAAGUGCAGAGAAGCAAGCCAAAGCCAGGGAAUGUGGCGCUUCCACCGGGGAAGAGGGAGAUUUCUCCAAGGGCCCCAUUCGCUGUGACCGCUGCGGCUACAAUACCAAUCGCUAUGAUCACUAUACUGCUCACCUGAAACACCACACCCGAGCCGGGGACAAUGAGCGAGUCUACAAGUGCAUCAUUUGCACGUACACCACAGUAAGCGAAUAUCACUGGAGGAAACACUUGAGAAACCAUUUUCCAAGGAAAGUAUACACAUGUGGAAAAUGCAACUAUUUUUCAGACAGAAAAAACAAUUAUGUUCAGCAUGUUCGAACUCAUACAGGAGAACGUCCGUAUAAAUGUGAACUUUGUCCUUACUCAAGUUCUCAGAAGACUCAUUUAACCAGACAUAUGCGUACUCAUUCAGGUGAGAAGCCAUUUAAGUGUGACCAGUGCAGUUAUGUGGCCUCUAAUCAACAUGAAGUAACCCGUCACGCAAGACAGGUUCACAAUGGGCCUAAACCUCUUAACUGCCCACACUGUGACUACAAAACAGCAGAUAGAAGUAACUUCAAAAAACACGUGGAGCUACAUGUUAAUCCACGGCAGUUCAACUGCCCUGUAUGCGAGUACGCAGCUUCCAAGAAGUGUAAUCUGCAGUAUCAUUUCAAAUCUAAGCAUCCUACUUGUCCUAAUAAGACCAUGGAUGUCUCAAAAGUGAAGCUAAAGAAAACCAAAAAGCGAGAGGCCGACUUGCCUGAUAACAAAAUCACCAAUGAGAAAACAGAAACAGAGCAGACAAAAAUGAAGGGGGAUGUGACUGGGAAGAAAAACGAGAGGUCUGUAAAAGUGGAGAAAAAAGAUAAUGUUUCAAAAGAGAAAAAGCCUUGUAGUAAUGCCUCAAGCCAAGUGACUACGAGAACUCGCAAAUCGGCACUGGAAGCUAAAGAGAUGGAUGUGCACCCAGGAAAUAAUGCAGAAAAAAGCUGUAAAAGCAAGAAAAGCAAAAGGAAGACAGAAGCUGAAGCCCGUUCCUUACAAGAACGUGUGAAUGAUGAGGAACCUGUGACAAAAAAGAAAAAGAAGGCAGAAAGCAAAUCCAGAAAUAGUCAGGAAGUGCCGAAGGGUGACAGCAAACUAGAGGAGAAUAAAAAGCAAAGUAGUUGCAUGAAAAACAGUGUAAAGAAGAAAACUCUGAGAAGUAAAUCAUGUAAAAAAAGCGGCAAGCCUGCUCAGAGGAGGCCCACUCAGAUAGAGCCUCCUCCUCCCAUGGAGUCUGCUGAGGGGGGGCCUGUUCAGACGGAGCCUCCUCCCGCCGCCCCCCCAUCUCCUCCUCCUCCCCUUGCCCCCGAGCGGCAUGCUGAGGUCGAGGUUGUUCAGAUGGAGCGGCCGCCUCCUCCUCCCCCUCCCCCCCCAUCCCCUCCUCCACCUCUUCCCCCCGGGGGGCAUGCUGAGGUCGAGGUUGUUCAGAAGGGGCCUGUUCAUGCGGAGCCUCCUCCUCCCGUGGAGCCGAUCCCCAAAAGGUCUCCUCACAAAGAUAAUGGCAAGGAAAAGACCAACAUGCAGAGUGAAAUGGCGCAGAAGGAGCAAGUCCUUAUUGAAGUUGGCUUAGUGCCUGUUAAAGACAGGCAGGUUCUAAAGGAAAGUGCCGGUGCACAGGAUCUCUUACCACCAUCACCACCUCUGCCAAAGGAAGACUUAAAAGAGGAAGAGUCAGAAGACCAAAAAUUAGUCCCUGCAGGGGAAGGACAUAAAGAAGCUCCUCUUCAAAAAGUGGAAGCAGAAGAGGCAGAUAAGAGUCUAGCUGGUCUUGCUGCUGUUACCAAGGCAUCUGCCAGUAUUUCAUCCUCUGAACAAAACUUGAAUAUGCCAGAGGGUGAAACUUCAGAUGGUAAACGUCAGGCUGACGCUAUGCUUUGUGAAAUGAAGAUGGACGCUGAUGAGAAGAAAACAGAGAAUCCCCCCGGCAGAGACUCGGCGGUUGAAGAACCAGCUUCACCACCACUUCUUCCUCUACCGCUAGAAAAAUGUGAAGCAGUGUCCACAGCUACUGUGGCAUCACCUCCUGUCACCGUGGCAGUAAAUGAGUCUCAGGAAAUGGAUGAAGACGAAGGCAUCCACAGUCAUGAUGGAAGUGACCUAAGUGACAACAUGUCAGAGGAUAGUGAUGACUCUGGAUUGAAUGGGGCUCGACCAGUUCCACAAGAGACUAGUAGAAAAAAUGGAAAGGAAGCCUUGGCAGUCAAAGUGGCCGAGGGAGAUUUUGUUUGUAUCUUCUGUGAUCGUUCUUUUAGAAAGGAAAAAGAUUACAGCAAACACCUCAAUCGCCAUUUGGUUAAUGUAUACUUCCUUGAAGAGGCAGCUCAAGGGCAGGAGUAAAUAAACUUUGGGCAAGGCUUCAGUUCUUAGUUUGUAAGGUCUGUGACAUUUUGUAUUCAUUUGUAGUAGUAGACAGCCUUUUGUUUUUUAAAAAUUGCUUUAAUUAGUAUCCAAUCUUGAUUUUUAAGUGGCAUUCUUUUCCUUAGGAAUCCGUGUACCUAAUGAUGUACAAAUUUUAGCAAAUCCAAGGGAGUUAGUGUAAUAAACCAGCUAAAUCUAUUAGCUUUUGCUUUUAAUUGAACCAAGAGGGCCAAGGUGGUAUUAGAGCAUUCUGUCGAUUUGUUCAACUAUAACUAUUGAGUUUUUUCCCCAUGUCUACUCCUGUUUCACUUUAGUUUAUUCUUAGUUCCUUGUUUAGCUCUGUAAAAAUUGGCAUACUUAAAUAGCAAAUUACUUGAAGAAUUUGCCUGCUUUAUAUAAAGUUAGCACUUUAAAAUUGUUUUAGAAAUGAAAAGAGACAUUUAAAUUGAAGAGAAGUUCUGCCAACAAUGGACAGUGUAUCAGCCCAGGUAUUUACUUCCUGAGUUUUGAUCAAUACAUAUUUCUUAUUUGUGUAUAUGUUAAUUGUCAUAAAAACAUUGAUUUUGGUGUGUUUUUUUAUUUGGUGCUUUAAUAGCUUAAGAUGUUGCACAUUGUUUUUUAAUCUAUGCAGUUACAUUUUUUUCUAGAACUAGCAUUUUUGUUGAACAGUAACACUUUAUACAUAUAUUUGCAUUUUAUUUUUUCCUCUUUGGAGGGAUGCUUUUAAUCUUGUUUGCAAAAGGGCAGUUUUCUUUUUUCCUUUGCUGCAAUUGUCGUUUUUGCAGAAUAUUAAUGUGUGCAAAUUUCUGAGCAAAUGAAACAUGCAGGUUAAAUUCAUUGAUUUUGAUAUUCAUAUCUAUGCCAGAAUCUGCAUUUCAUAAGUUAUUUAUUUUAAAUGCGUAUAAUGAAUUCAUAGCUCUCAGUUUGAACUUUACAAUAAAUAAGCCACUAGGUCUAUACUGAAUGGAUUUUUUUUUUUCUGAAUGGAUUUUUAUCUCAAAUACCAACCAUAAGUAAACUUUUGGCCUGUCUUAGUACAUCUACUUCCUAAAUGUACAGUGUUAAAUCGUAUUUUAGAGGGAAACCUCUUUCAUAGAUGGUUGGUGUUUUUAUGUCUACUCCGCUGAAUAAAGAACUGUAAUUUUUAUUUGGAAACUGCAAAUCUGGAAUUAGGAGGCAUAAUUUACUCCUUCAAGUUAUACAGAAUAUCAGUUUGUGAGAUUCCAAAGCCAUAGCGAUUUUACAGAAAACCUAUGAUGAGAAAGGUAGUAUGAGUGCUGGUAGACCAGCUGCUACUUCCUGUGAAUACAGUGAAAAAGGCUGGUGAAAGUUAAAUUCAGUCCAGAUUUAAAAAAUCACACUUUCUCAGGGAUCUCCACCAACUAGUGGGUGUCCUAGCUGUUCCUGUGACUGCCUUUUUCUACAGGCGAGGACUCAAAUGAGCUGCAGCUAUUCUCGUGUUCCUGUGGGGCACUUUGUAUGGAAGAGUAUGUACUUCCAAACUUUGUUGGUAGGUUCUUUGGCCAGUCACCAAAGAAUAUGAAAGAAUCCAGUAAAGGAUUUUUCUUGUUGACAGCAGUUAUUCAUUGUAGUCCAAUAAAGUAUGAUCCCCAUAGGGAACCCUGAACAAUUCCAGUUCUCCCAUGUUCUAUUCUGAAAUAACCACUUUAUAUUUCAUUGAUUUUCUUCUGUCUGAUGACCUCUGAAGCAGGUUUCAGAGUUUGGCAAUGCAACAGGAAAGAUUAGGAAAAGUAUUGAAGUAUGGGUGGAAAACUUGUUAAAAUUCUGAGAAGUCCAAGUUAAAAGACAUUUGAACUUGGAAUUGACUGGGAGGCCAAAGAUUUAAAGAAGCGGAAGAUUCUCUCAAGACAUGAGGAGUAAGUUGUGUUACUGGUGUGUGUUUUGUGUGCACGUUGGGGAUUUGUAAAUGAUGUUGAAUUCUAAGCUCCGACAAUCAUUGUCAAUGGAAGAUUAAGCUGCAAAUAUUUAUGUUUUAAAACUUAAAUUAUAAGGCUAGUUAAAUCUAACAACUAUUUUUUAAUAUUCAUGGGUACAUUUUAUAUAAGUUACCUUUUACAGUAUACAUGAAAAGAUUCAUGUUAAGUACAAAUUACAGAUUGGGAAUCAGUUUUGGGAAGAGGUUUUGUGGAUUCUUUUGAUACUUCAAAAGAAAAAAAUCUGACUUCUGGGGAAUUGGACUAAUUUUCUUGUCUAGAUUUUAAGACUAGAAUGCCAAAAACAAAAAUGUGAAGGAAAUUAAAACUCCUUAUUAUGAAAAUGAUCUGUGAAAACAUUGUUACUGGAAAUUGAAUGAACUUGAGGCCUUUCUUCCAGAAAACAAGGACUUGAUUGUCAGGCCUAUAUUAGGUUCUGAACCUUAAUGCCAUGUAUUUGUUCUUAUUAAAAAUUGUUUCAAUGAAAAGUGCAUUAGUAAUAAGAACUUCUGGUCUAGUUGGGAGUUCUUCCAUUUGAAAAAUGUGAUAUUUGCAUGGAACUGUUUGAAUCUUUUUAUUUUCUCAGUAUACCCUCCACUGGAUAGGAUUGAAGCUAGAAUUUUCCCUUUUGAUAAAGGAAUGAAAAGUGAACAUGUUAUUUGUAGAUUGAUGUUUAGUACUAGAGCAAAAGUUGAAAUAUUAGAAUAUAAGCCUAGUCCUUGGUAGUCUUAUAAAAAUAUAUCUUUUAACUAUCUUCUGAACCUAUAUUCACAUUGGUUUUCAAGGUAUUUUAAGUUAUAUUUUCUUCCUCUUUUCAGAGCUGCUUCUAUGGGGCUGCCUUUUUUUCUUUUUUAAAGUUAAAUUGAGGUGUCAUUCACAAAGGGCUGCAUUUUUUGUUAAGGUUUCUUAUGACUAUGGCUGGGUGUUUUACUCUGAUCUCCCAAGAAGGGCCAUUUUAUCUUUGUCAUGACUUUAGAUUCCCUCUAGAGUCACUUCUAAAGUCAUGUGGUCUUUAACUUUGGGAACUAUUUCUCAUCUGAGUGCUAAUUCAGAUUUAAGCUUGAGUCAUCGCCUAUCACCCCAUGAAUGUUGACAGUGGAAGGAAUACCUUUCCUGUAGUUUCAGUUCUAGACUGAAAACCUGGGGGAAGAAACUUCAUUUUCUUUUUUGCACAAAUCAGAAAAACAGCUACUGUGCAGUUUCCUUGUUGACCUCAGCAGAUGAACUGGACUGGUAGUGUUAAUUCAGAUUUAAGAAAUUAUCUGAAUCUUGAUUUGAGUAAACUUGUGAUCUACAUGCAAUAUUAACUAGAUUGGAUUGCUUUUAUAUUUUCACACGUACACAUAGGCUCUCCCCACCCUCAUCAACAUCCAUUAGUUAUCGAACUUUGUGAACUGGCAUUGAAACAUUACAACAAUGUUUUGUUGCACCAAUUUUAUAAACUUUUACAGUGCAAUACGUGUUAUUUUUCAGAGACAAACCAAAGUUUAAUUUCUCAAGGUUCAUGCUGUUUGCUUUAGCAGCAUUUGAUGGUGGAUCUUUUAUAUACAUUUGUAAUAGAUGGAAAAAUAAACCAGAUUGCAAAUGCUUUUUCUUUCUUUUUUAAAGCAAACCAUGUACCAAGUUUUUUGGUCCAAAUUGUGUAGGAUAAGUUAAAUUGCGUUCUAAUAACCAAUAUGAGUGUAUUUCUGUAAGUAUAGUUAUGUUGAAAUAAAGUUUUA
This is a messenger RNA of Globicephala melas (long-finned pilot whale), 11518 nucleotides long. Its product is annotated as RE1-silencing transcription factor-like. Gene Ontology annotation, molecular function: DNA-binding transcription repressor activity, RNA polymerase II-specific; transcription cis-regulatory region binding. The record is from RefSeq and is a predicted model, not a curated record. NCBI's taxonomy places the organism in Eukaryota, Metazoa, Chordata, Mammalia, Artiodactyla, Delphinidae. Gene Ontology annotation, biological process: positive regulation of transcription by RNA polymerase II; negative regulation of DNA-templated transcription; negative regulation of neuron differentiation. Gene Ontology annotation, cellular component: transcription repressor complex; nucleus.